UGCAUCAAAAAAACAUGUUUUUUUUAAUGAAAUGCCAGAAAUGUGCUUCAGAUGUGUUCAAGCCUGAAGACCAAGACAGGAAAUGGAGCCUCUGCUGCUUUUAGUUAACUUCUCUAAUUUAUGCAAAUUUAUUCCAAGUUUACGUCUUAACAUUACAAAUGUUGGCUGUUUGAUUCUGGACUUUGAUCUAUGAUACAAACACAAGUUUCAUGUUUUUUCAUUUUUAGUUAUGCCGUACUCUUUACCAUAAGAUGUCUGGAUUCAGCGUAUUUGUCCUGCACCUCUGUGUUCUGGCAUGUGCGUUUGAUGCGUCUCUGGCCUGGUCUGUAGAUUUGCCAAGUAGAAUCAAAGGACUGCUGGGUUCCUGCCUCGUCAUCCCUUGUUCUUUUGACUACACUUCAAAUCCACCUCAAAGACCAGAUCGUGUUGUUUGGUACCAGUACAGGUUCAUAGGCUAUCCUUUAGCUUCUGAUAACUGGCACCCAUCAGAUGUGAUUUCCUUAUUCAAAGGAAGAACAAGUGUCAUUGCUUCUCCUAAAAAUUGCACUCUAAAGAUAGAACGAGUGAUGAGGUCUGACAACGGACAGCGGCUUUAUCCUUGGGUUGAUCCAGACCAUAUUGGGAGAAGAACCUACAGAUUUUUUGAGAAAACUGUGACCAUUGAAGUAGUGGACAGGGCAGAGGAUCCAAAGAUUACGAUCACAGGAGACAUGAAGGUGGGAAAGUCGGUAACUGUGCAGUGCUCCGUUUUUCAUACCUGUUCCACCAAUCCCCCGGCUCUGAGUCUCAACAUCCCACUUAAAGACGACUACAUACAGCAUACUCACAUGAAAAAUGGCACUACAACUACCCUGACAACAACUUUCGUCAUACAGCGAGACCGUCAAACUGUGGAGUGCUCUGUAUGACACCCUGGAGGUCGAACAGCUAAAUAUUCUAAACCGUUUGAUGCACAAUGCUCCUUUUCCCCGUUGAUUAUCAGCCCUGCAUCAAAUGAAUUUCUUGAGGGAAUUGCAAGCCCAGUAACCUGCACUGCCUCCUACACGUGCCCUCAUCAUAUACCGGUUCUCACAUGG
Molecule: messenger RNA, 1076 nt
Organism: Melanotaenia boesemani (Boeseman's rainbowfish)
Lineage: Eukaryota; Metazoa; Chordata; Actinopteri; Atheriniformes; Melanotaeniidae
Product: sialoadhesin-like
Exons: 4
Coding region: 252-908 (218 amino acids)
Source: RefSeq, a predicted model, not a curated record